AUGGCAUCCAAUACCGAAGUUAAGGAUGGAGCCCGCGUCUUGAUCAUCGGAGCUGGUGUGACUGGACUCGCCAUAGCGCAUGGAUUACAGAAGGCAAACAUACCCUAUGCAAUUUUCGAUCACGAACCCAAUGCCUCUUGUCGCCCUCGAGAAUGGACGAUGGGACUGCAUUGGUCCUUACCCUUCCUCGAGUCACUGCUUCCUAAUGAUCUAUUCUCGAGGAUUCAAGAGGCAUAUGUUGAUCCUUCCUUGGAUUGGGAACAGCCUCCACUAAACUUUAUGCGCAUGUACAAUGGCCUGAAUGGAGAGAUCAUGAGAGAAUUCCCUGUCAAAGGGAAAAUCGUUCGAGUGUCAAGAAGGAAGCUGAGGGCACUAGUAGCCGAGGGCAUAGACGUGAAGUACAACCACUCUCUGACUGAUGUUCAAUACAACAACGAUAAUACGGUAACUGCAACUUUUGCCAAUGGAGCUGCGGAAACAGGAUCGCUGGUCGUCGGUGCAGAUGGACCACGCUCUGCUGUACGCAAACUCCUCUUCAGCGAAGCAGAUGCCGCUGUCAAGCCGCUGGAAAAUGUCAUACAUACUAACGUUACCUUUCGACCUGGAGACAAGGAAAAGGCUUUGUUUCUGAGGUCACAACAUCCAGCAUGGAGCGUAUGCUUACACCCAGACCUGUUCUGUUUGCUGUCCAUACUACAGAGUGAUUCUCAGGAUCCUUCUACCUGGUCCUUCCAGCUAAUCUCUGGCUGGCUGGGCUCUCGAACCUCUUUCUCUGACCCUUCCUCUCGCCUUGCAGAGCUCAAACGUAGAGGCAAUCUCCUCUGUGAGCCAUUCAAAUCUGCCUAUGACUGUUUAGGAAACGAAUUAGACGUCAGAUUCGAAGAACUGAAUCUGUGGGAAACCAAAGAAUGGGAUUGCAGAGACGGACGAGUCGUCCUAGCUGGCGACGCUGCACAUGCUAUGCCACCUCAUCGUGGACAAGGCCUCAAUCACGCAAUCCAAGAUGCAUACAAUCUCGUCAACAUCUUGAUUAACCACCACAAGACUUCUUCAUCUGCCACUUCCAACCUGGCGUCACAACUGCAAUCUUAUGCUCAAGAAGUCAGUGUUCGUGGUGCAGAGGAAGUCAGAUUGUCAAAGCAGAAUGCGUAUAUGGUUUUGGAUUGGAAAGUGCUUGAGCAGAGUCCAGUCUUCAAGCACGCGCUGGACAGAAGUCCUGUUGAUGAUACGAAACGUGCAGAAAGUGAAAAUCAGGAGGAAGAGAAGGAAGUUACACGGGAGGUUACUGCCACGGCUGGUGCAUAG
Messenger RNA from Aureobasidium melanogenum CBS 110374, 1305 nucleotides. RefSeq names its product FAD/NAD(P)-binding domain-containing protein. The coding region runs from base 1 to 1305 and encodes 434 amino acids. The record is from RefSeq and is a predicted model, not a curated record. The transcript is spliced from 7 exons. NCBI's taxonomy places the organism in Eukaryota, Fungi, Ascomycota, Dothideomycetes, Dothideales, Saccotheciaceae. Gene Ontology annotation, molecular function: FAD binding.